GCGUCGUGAUGAUACGGGCAGUCUUUACCUGAAAACAAAACUCAAAACUACGACUCCCAGCAUUCAACAGGAUACUUUCAAAUAAGUUUUUAAGGAUUGCUUUUCAAAGGCACCAUGGAACUGGUAGUCCUCACCCACUUAGAAGAAAGCGGACUUCUAUAGGCAGGAAAGGAUGGAAGAAGUGUAUGAUGAUGUAGGAAUUGAAGAAGAAAUAGAACUUGAGUUGGGGAAAACUAACUAUUCUUCAUCUGAAGCAGAUGAUUGUGAUACUGAUUUAUCAGCAGAAAGUUCAAGUGAUAGUGAAACAAUUCCAGAAGAAUUACCAGAAUCUGUUCUCCAGUAUUUAGAUUUUGUGAGAAGCAGAAGUCAAAAUGCAGAAAAGCUUCUAUUGCAAGAUUUGGAAAAUGAUGAAUUCUCAAGUGAUGUCUAUUAUAUUGUUCCUAACAACGGUUCGGAAUAUUUAGCUGAAUUAGCUUCUCAAUAUAAUGAAGAUCCAGAAGAACUGAAAAAAAGGGUAUUGUCUGAAAUAGAAGAUGAGGAGCAGAUGAGCGAGUUAUCAGAAAGUACUACUGAGUUAAAAACUGAUCAGGAUAUUUCUUCUAAAAAUAUAGCUGAUGGCUAUUCUUUAACAGAUGCCAAUGACAUACCUAUCAACUUUAGUUUCCAAGAAGUUGAAGAAAGGUGCAAGCAGGAGUAUCAGUAUUGGUUGGAAGAGCAAAAAGUACUAUUGAAAGAAAAAAUGAAUCAAUUGAAAGCUAAGAAGGACAUGGAAAUCUCUCAAAAUGAAGAAGAGGAGAAAAGACGACAACUACGUCAAGAAGAACUUGAAAAUGAACGGCUGAACUUAGAAAUGUUUAAUGCGAAACAACAGACUGUGAUGGAAGAGGAAGUGCUGAAGGAAGAGCAGACUUGGAAAGAACAACUGAAAGAACAUGAGGAAUUCAUUAUGAAAUUACACACACAAAUAGAAGAAGAAAAAAAAGCCUUUGAAGAACAGAAAGCAAAAGAAAGACAACAAUUGGUGGAACAGCAGAAUAAUGCAGCUAUAAAAAUUCAGACAACAUUUAGAGCUUUUGUGGUGAACAAAAGAUUUGGUCCUGUCUUGAAAAAAAAGAGAGAAGAACGAGAAAAGAAAAGAGAAAUGAAAGAAAUAAUGGAAAAGGAAAUGAAAGAAAAGGAGGAAAGAUGGAAAAGGAGGGCUUUAGAAAAAAUGAAAGAAAAGAAGGAAGAAAAAAAGAGGAGAGAGGAGAAAGAGAAGAAAGAAAAUGAGGAGAAGAUGAGAAGACAUGAAGAAUAUGAAAAAAAGAAAGAAAUUGUGCGACUUCAGCGAGAUUUAAUUAUUGGAGAAUUGAAAAAUGAAGAAAAAAACAAAGUAGAAUUUAUGACAACAAAGAAUACUGAAUCUCUAGAUAUAACUGAAGAUACAGAACAAACAACUAAGAAAGAGCAAGAAAUAGAAAAGGAAGUUGAGAACACAAGUGAAAGAAUCCAGAAAGGAGAUGAACUUGAAAAUGCAGCUAACAAAAUAGAACCAGAAGAGGAAAGUAAAACUUUUGAAAAUGUAAAUGUCAAAAAGGAAAGGAGAGCUGCAAUAAUACUAGAACCAUCAAGUAUAAAUAAAGCUUUAGACAUAACAAAUAAAGAAAAAGAAACUAAAAAGUUAAAAGAACAAGAAGAUAAUAGUGACCCAAAAAUUCUAAUUAUGGAAAAGAAAUAUUUAAAACAAACACCAGACCAAAACGAACAAAAUGAACAAGAAAUGCAUGAACUAAAGAAUGAUAAAUUAUGGAAUGAUAUUGAGAGAAGUAAAGAUGAAGAGUUAAAAUCAGGAAGACAAGAACAUAUUGAGAUAAAUAAUGAAGAAUCAAUGGAGAAUAAUGUAAAAAAAUCUUUAGAAACUGCAGAAUGUCAGCAAGAUAGCAAUACAAAUGUUCUUAGUUUUGAAACCAGUGCAAUAGUUACCGGUAAUCAAGAAAGUAUCAUUCACUACCUUCAUGUUCAGUUAGAUUCUGGGGACACUGGAAAAAUAGCCAGAUCUUCUGCUUCGGAAAAUAGUAAAAUAGAUUUUGCUCCAAAAGAAAUUCAUGAGGAGAUUAAUAAUCAAUGGGCCAAAGGUGAUAACUCGAAGAAUUUAUUUGAACAACCACUUGUAUCUGAUUUUGUUGAAGCUAAAAGACUAGCUUGGAUGAAAACAUAUAAAUCUUGGUCCAGAGUUUAUCAGGAACACCAGGCAAAGAAAAUGGUUGAAAGAAGCAAACCACGGAAAUGCUCAUUUGACCAGAUGCCUCCAUUGAGUGCUACUAUGAUAAUUCAGGCAGGCCCUUGGAGUUCUCUACAACAGGUGACCACGGUUAACUUUCAAGAUUUGCCUGGUUGCAGCCUGUCCACUUUAUCACAAUGUGCAAGGCUUCAGUUCUUGAGCCUUAAACGCUGUGGAUUACUUGCCUUGGAAGGACUCAGCAACUGCAAGGAUUUGAAAUACAUAGAUGUAGAGGAGAACAACAUUCAGAUGAUUAAUUGUGAGAAUCUAGAAAAUCUCUGCAUUCUAAUUCUGAACAAAAAUAAUAUUUCAUCACUUCAUGGUUUAUAUGGCUGCAGUAAUCUCUUGAAUCUUGAACUUUCCUAUAAUAAAAUAACUCGCAUUGGAGGCUUGGAGACGUUGAAAAAACUCCAGCGACUGGCUGUGGAUCACAAUCAAUUGAUCAGUACAAAAGGGCUCUCUGCUACUCCAACUCUGCUAUACCUAGAUUGCUCCUUUAAUCAUCUCACUCAUAUUGAAGGCAUUGAAAACUGUGGUCUUCUCCAGAUUCUGAAGUUACAAGGAAAUAAUCUCAAUGAGUUCCCCAAGUUGGAAAAUCAUGUUUUGCUAAGAGAAUUAUACUUGGAAGACAAUAACAUAUCCAGAUUGGGAAAACUUACUGACUACUGGCUGCCUUUGCUACAGAUACUUUUCAUCUCACAAAACAGUUUGACACAACUUGUAUCUCUUUGUUCGUAUGUGUCAUUGGAAAAACUAAAUAUAAGCAACAACUGCUUACUAGACAUGAAGACUCUCAUUCAAUGCCUUGACAGCUGUGAUAGCCUAAUGGAACUAUCCCUACUUGGAAAUCCUCUUCUUCAAGAAGACAGCUGGAGAUGCUCCUUACUCAAAUAUUUGCCCACUUUGAAAAUACUUAAUGAUGAAAAUGUAAGUUGUGGUGCAGAAAAGGUUUAUGAAAAAACCUGGAGGUCAGAAACGUUUGCAGCAUUUUGUCAAGCUCAAAUUCAAGAAAUUAUAUCACUCCACAAAAAAGCCACAACUAGAUUAGAUAAAUUUUCUGAAGACUCUGUACAGCUCCAGUGUUGGUAUCUAAAAAAACUGAUGAAACUUAGUAUUGAACAUCGCUAUGCACAUGAGUAUGGAGUUCUAAACAUUACAAAGACAGAAGAACCAAAAAAACAGGCAGAUCAUUUGACACAAGACUUCACAGAGAAAAAUAACUUCUUUACCUCGAGUGUAAAAGAAAAUAAGCAGGACUUGCUGAAUAUGCCUGAAAGAUGGAUUACUUCUGGCCAUACUCACACUGAGCCUAUUAACUCCUUCAUGACAGUUCCAGAAACAGAUGAAAAUCAAGUAUACAGACAAAAGAAUACUCAAUAUUCUACAAAUGACAGUGAGGAAAGCAAUGCAUUAAUCAGCCCUAAGAGAAACAAAUUCAACAGGCAAAUUACAGCCAUUGAAAGAGGAAAUUACCUUCAACAUUUUGACAAUUCACAAAACUCAGCAGCCAUAAUUAUCCAGUCAUCUUGGCGAGGUUAUAGAAUUCGUAAAGAGAUCAAUUUUUAUACAAGGCUACAUCUAGCAGCAACUGUAAUCCAGUCUGCUUGGCGGAGCUACUACCUCAGAAGAAAGAUUGUCAGCUGUGAAAAAAAAAAUAAUCAUUUUUUGGAUAGGCAUAAAGCUGCUACUAUACUUCAGGCACUUUGGAAAGGGUUUCGUUUGAGAAAGAAACUAGCCAGCGCUUUGGCAGCUGUUAAAACUGACGAAGUUGAGGAUGACUAUAAAGAAAUUAAUGUGGAUGAAUUUGUGUUUAAUGAAGCUGUCAUUGAGAAAGAAUGGCCAACCUUGGAUUCCAACUGCUUCCUUUCACAAACAGUGCUUUGCUCAGACCAGUUGCCCUCGCCAAAGUACAACAAAUCAACAGAAAGUGAGGACAACACAUUUCAUUUAAAAUCACCUUCCCAUAAAAUGCGGCAGCUUAGGAAAAUGACAACAUUAUCAGAAAACAGCGAUAUUAGCAACUGGUCAGGAAGAAACACUGCCUCACAGCUUUCUGAGCCAAAGUCCUGCCAAAAGUUAUCAUUACGAUCUGAAAAGGAGGAAAAAAUUUCAGAAGAAUGGGGUUUUAAAGACAUUUCUACUGCACAGCUGAUGCUAAAAAGAGCACAUAAGAUGAAAGCAAAAAAAUAUAAUGCUAAAAAAGUUGACCCAGCUGUGCGACUGGCGUUGUUCAAAAACAAUGAAAAUAAACAUCCCCCCAUCAAACCACCAAAGAAGCCACAGAUUACAAAAACUGGUUACUUUGAAGGUAAAGGAGAAGAAUUUUCUAACUUAGAUUUUGCAACAGAGAGGAUACAAAGAAGUAAAGAACGUACAUGCCAAUGGCUUUAUACACAAGUUUGGGAUUAUGAAGAAGCUAGUCCCAUAACUGAAAAAUGUAAGCAUUUCUUACCUGAGAUAGAUCCAGAAGUUCUCAAGGGAGGAAGAGUUCAGCUUGUGACAAGCCCUGUAAGGAGAGAAGAUACGGAUUUAGAGCUUGUUUCCCUGACCAGUGGAAGUACUUUGACUCAGAACAGAGAAAAAAAUAAUCAGCCACACAGACACUCUGCAGAAUCUUCAAAAAAGGAUACACCUUCACCUGAGAAAUCACAACUGAGUCCUGCCCAAAAAGAACGGAUAUCAUUUCGAGACCAUCCAGUUCAACUCAGCACUGGAUGGGGAAGUGGCAAAAAGAAAACCAAAUUAUUGAAAUAGUAAUUGACCUACAGCAUUUAAAUCUAAAUGCAAUUUCUUCUCAGUUGGCAUACAAAUUAUCAUCAUGUUUUAAUGUCCUAGAUGCAAAAAAACUUAAAUAUUGUAUGUGCUGUAUUUAAUUUUACUCUCUAUGAUUUUCCAACUUCUCAUUUUUUGGCAAAGAAGUUUUGUAAAUGUUAAAUAAAUAAAUAAAUAAAUGUUACUGAAAUUUAUUUUUGCAAUGCAAUUUAAACUUCAAAACCAUCUGCAAUUAUAAACAAGUAAUACAUGAAUGGAAGAAUAAAUUUGAAAGAAAAUAUACAAUAAUGGGUAUAUGAUUUUUAUUGUAGUGUACAGUUGAAAUGGCUUGCAUAAAAUAUGUGUAUUAAGACAGAUUUGUUCAGAUUAUAUAUUUAAAAAAUAGUUAAAAAUGGUCCCCAAGUCUAGAUAUUUUGCUUGGCUAAUGUGUAAAUUGGAAUAUAUAACUGUUAGGAAUAUGUAUUUAUAAAGAAUAAAAUAUUAAGUGUCAUAUCUCUCCAUACAUAUGAAUACUAUAAAUACAUUUUGUGUACAGACCUUUUCAGAAAGUAUUCAUAGUAUAACAUAUCUAGAUAAGAUUGAAAAAGUGCAUACUUACAGUCCAUUUAAAUUCAGCAAUGUUAAGUUUUAUUUCAUAUUGCUAAAUUAUGUUCAUUCUAUGGUGUUCUGGCAGUCUUUUUAUUCUCCAGAAAUAAACUGUUAUCAAAAACUACACAA
Messenger RNA from Thamnophis sirtalis, 5749 nucleotides. The record is from RefSeq and is a predicted model, not a curated record. Lineage: Eukaryota; Metazoa; Chordata; Lepidosauria; Squamata; Natricidae.